AUGGGCGUAGGCGGCUUGAUAGAACCGCUCGUCGUGGUGACGCUGCUCUUUGGCGGCACCUGGGUCAACCGCAACUGCAGCUACAACAUGUUUGCGCCGCGCCACGUCAGGUCCGAGCACCGCCGCAGCGGCUCGCCAGACAGCCUCGAGUCGGCCAUGGAGAGUCCGACGGCGGAGGUCGACGACCUGCUGCCUCGGCGCGCCGUGUCGCCGUCGCUCCUGGCGUCGCAGGAGCCGACAUGGAGGAGGCGUGAGAUACGCUUCUUUGGCUACUCAGGCGCCGUGACAUCGCCCAACUCGCGCGUCUUCAAGGACCGCCUGCUGAGCCGGCUGCUGCAAAAGUUUCCCUUUUUGGUCGAGGCGUGGUACUGGGCGCUGAUCUACUGGGUCUACCAGCUCGGCCGCGCCUUCACGGCCGUCACCAUGGUCGCCGAUACGGUCGACGUCGCCCGCCGCCAUGCCCUGCAGCUCAUCCACCUCGAGCAGCGCCUGCACCUCUUCUUCGAGCUUGAUAUCCAGCGCUACUUUCUGCAGCAUCCUUUCCUCAUGCAUUGGAUCAACCGCAUCUACUCGUUCAUCCACAUCCCCGGCACCAUCCUGUUCCUCGUCUGGCUAUACUACUUCACCACCACCCGCAACCGCGUCGACGAGCGCCAGACCGGCAAGAAGAUUGGCUCCGUCGAGGGAAGCCCCGCUGGUCCCCGCCUCUACGAGGCCCGUCGCCGCACCAUGGCCGUGUGCAACUUGAUCGCCUUUGUCGUCUUCACCCUGUGGCCGUGCAUGCCGCCUCGCCUGCUGAGCGACAAGACUGUCAAGGGCGAGGAAGGGGACGAGGCCCGCAGCUACGGCUUCGUCGACACGGUCCACGGCGCCGGCGGCGAGAGCAGUGUCUGGACCCAGAACAAGUUCUGCAACCAAUACGCCGCCAUGCCCUCCCUCCACUUCGGUUACUCCCUCCUCAUCGGCCUCACAAUCCUGACGAUCCCACUUCCUCCGCACCAGCGCCGCAGCAAGACGCUUCACACGCCGAUUCCUAUGCUGCGUACGAUCCGGCUGCCAUCGGCGCGUCGCAUGUUGUGCUUGGUUGCGGGCGUUGCUUACCCGCUGACAAUCCUGAUUGCAAUCAUCGCAACUGCGAACCACUUCGUGCUGGACGCGGUAGCAGGCGCAUGCGUGUGCGGUCUCGCGUGGACGGGCAACGCUGUGCUGCUCAACCUGCUUCCCCUCGAGGAUUACUUCCUCUGGUGCGUGCGGAUUCACAAGCCAGAGGCGAGGGUCACGGAUUGGCUGGAAGGCGAUGCGGACGACUGGGUUGUCGGAAAGGGCGUUGUUGCAUGA
Aplosporella prunicola CBS 121167 is the source of this 1338-nucleotide messenger RNA. RefSeq lists its product as uncharacterized. Lineage: Eukaryota; Fungi; Ascomycota; Dothideomycetes; Botryosphaeriales; Aplosporellaceae. The coding region runs from base 1 to 1338 and encodes 445 amino acids. The transcript is spliced from 3 exons. Gene Ontology annotation, biological process: inositol phosphoceramide metabolic process; sphingolipid biosynthetic process. Gene Ontology annotation, cellular component: inositol phosphoceramide synthase complex. Gene Ontology annotation, molecular function: inositol phosphoceramide synthase activity. The record is from RefSeq and is a predicted model, not a curated record.